This is a messenger RNA of Rotaria socialis, 570 nucleotides long. The record is from the annotation of a GenBank genome assembly. NCBI's taxonomy places the organism in Eukaryota, Metazoa, Rotifera, Eurotatoria, Philodinida, Philodinidae.
AUGAAUGCCCUUCAUAUCGAUGAUUAUCUCACGAAUUCCGACAAUUGGCAUUUUCCACAACAAAUUGAUUAUGCAAUAAAUCAAUCGCAAUUUGUUGAAUUAUCGAAUAUAAAUUAUGAUUAUCCAUUAUCGAAUGAAGUCGAUUCAAACACUUUUCAUCUUACAACUCCUCCAACAAUGAGAUAUGAUGUACUACAAUUACCAGAAAAUUCUUCUUCAACUUUAAAAUUUCGUACUAUUUCAAAUGUAAAUUCACCAAAAUAUCAAUGUCUUGUUUGCAAUGAUUUUUCAACAUCGCAUCAUUACGGUGUUCGUACAUGCGAAGGAUGUAAAGGCUUUUUUAAAAGAACAGUACAAAAGAAUGCUAAAUAUGUCUGUCUGUCUGACAAACAAUGUCUCGUGGAUAAACGUCGACGUAAUCGAUGUCAGUGGUGUCGAUUUCAAAAAUGUUUAGCCGUUGGAAUGAUGAAAGAAGUUGUCCGUACAAAUGAAUUGAAAGGACGUCGAGGCCGAUUGCCUUCGAAAUAUUUAUCAAAUCAUAUUCAACUUCAAAUUAAUAAAACUGAAUAA